AUGCUGCUCAUGCGCUUGACGUCUCUCAAACACUGCGGGGCAUUGGACGUCGUAGCUGCCGUGUUCAAACAGAAGACGGCGACUUUCGAAAAGCGUGUUAUGACCUUCCUCGCGGUCUUGCAUCCAUUCCUUGUGCGAAAGUACAUUCAGUCGAUCGGCGAGAAGUGGUCAAUGCUUCAACUGUUCUCAACCGCUCACCAGUUCCAGAGCUUUCCUUUCGCUCGCUACGCAACGGACGUGACGUUUCAGCAAACCAACAUACCAUGUGGAUCCUACGCCGAGAAGAAGUUGUUUUACAGUGGGAAGCACAGUCUCUAUGGUCGCAAGGUGGAGGUGUCUGUCCUACCUAACGGGUUCGCCAUCAACUGCUCCAAGUACUACAAUGAAACAUAUUCCAGUCAUAGGUGGCGUUAA
This is a messenger RNA of Aphanomyces invadans, 414 nucleotides long. RefSeq lists its product as hypothetical. The coding region runs from base 1 to 414 and encodes 137 amino acids. The transcript has a single exon. NCBI's taxonomy places the organism in Eukaryota, Oomycota, Saprolegniomycetes, Saprolegniales, Verrucalvaceae. The record is from RefSeq and is a predicted model, not a curated record.